AUGCAAGAGAGUAGUAGAAUGGAAGGUACAGUUAAACCAAAGCAAAUUGAAAGUGUAGAAUCAAUCCUUGAAAAGUAUAUCCCAGAGGAUGAGUUAAAGGAAGUAAAGAGAAUCUUGUUUGGUCAAAACAGAGGUACAUCUGUAUCAGUUCAACCAGUCAAUCAAGAAGCUACCGAUAUUGCUAAUGCAAAUAACUUUCAAGUACUCUUUUCAAAAAUAUUAGCUGAAAAGGAACAAUUGAGACAACCAAGAAUUGUUCGUAUUGGUAUCAUUCAAAAUAGUAUUGGUGCACCAACCAACGCACCCAUUCACGAUCAAUACAUGGCUAUUCAAAACAAGAUUGAAAAGAUGAUCGAUGCUGCUGGUGCUAUGGGUGUCAACGUACUCUGUCUUCAAGAGACUUGGCACAUGCCAUUUGCUUUCUGUACCAGAGAAAGAUAUCCAUGGGUUGAAUUUGCUCAACCGGUAACUGGUGAGGCUACCCAAUUCAUUCAAAGAAUGGCACGUAAAUAUAAUAUGGUGAUUGUAUCACCAAUGCUUGAAAGAGAUGAAGUUCACGGCUCGACCAUUCACAACACUGCCGUGGUCGUUGGCAACAAUGGUAAUAUUAUCGGAAAGAGUAGAAAGAACCAUAUCCCCAGAACCGGUGAUUUCAACGAAUCGACCUAUUACAUGGAGAGUACACUUGGACACCCAGUAUUCGAGACUGUGUUUGGCAAGAUUGGUAUUAACAUUUGCUACGGUCGUCACCAUAACCUCAACUGGUUGGCCUAUGGUCUCAACGGCUCAGAGAUUGUUUUUAACCCAUCGGCCACUGUAACAGGUCUCUCUGAACCAAUGUGGGGUGUCGAAGCUAGAAACGCUGCCAUGACCAACAACUACUUUGUCGGCUCGAUCAACCGUGUCGGCACUGAACACUUCCCCAACGAAUUCACCUCUGGUGACGGCAAGCCUGCCCACAAGGACUUUGGCCACUUUUACGGUAGCUCUUACUUUAGCUCGCCCGACAAUUGUCGUUCACCAGGUCUCAGCAGAGUCCAGGACGGCUUAAACAUUGCAGAGGUCGACCUCAACCUCUGUCAACAGGUAAAGGACAAAUGGAACUUCCAAAUGACCGCCCGUUAUGAAAUGUACGCCAAGUUCUUGACUGAUUACAUCGAUCCAAACUAUCAACCACAAAUCGUUCGUGAUCCAUCCAUUAAAAAGAAUUAA
Molecule: messenger RNA, 1212 nt
Organism: Cavenderia fasciculata
Lineage: Eukaryota; Evosea; Eumycetozoa; Acytosteliales; Cavenderiaceae
Gene: pyd3
Product: beta-alanine synthase
Exons: 4
Coding region: 1-1212 (403 amino acids)
Molecular function (GO): beta-ureidopropionase activity
Source: RefSeq, a predicted model, not a curated record